AAAGGCGGCGGGUGGAUCUUGACGUCCUUGCCUUCCACCUGGUGCGAUGUUAGUAGCUCGAAAGUCAAUGCUCAGACGUGGUCGAGCUCACCAUGCAGUAGAAGCUAGGGCCAUUGUCCUCGCGAUUUAUGUCCAUAGUGCAGCCCACUUCGUGCUGUCUGUGCUGCGAGCGGAAGUUCUGCUGUGUCGGCGACAAAAUGGACAACCGAGGCGAUUCACGAGUGACGAUGUCAUACGACAAAGGAGUCACUUGAUGGCCGCAGAUAGCCUCCGACAGCUCCGGACGCGGCUGUAUUAUGACCAAAAUAUAAGGCAGUUUCUUCUUAAAUGCCUUUCCGAUCCUUUUGAAGAAUGCGAACGCCAUUGUCGACGUGUCGAUGGGGAGUAGCGACAAGCAGAAGACAAACACGAAGGAGUCACAAGGGGACAGUCACGGUGUUAAGAACGCGUAGAGAGACGUGGCAAUGCGCAGCGCCUAUGUAGACGCUCGCAUGUUUCCGGUCCAAGCCCUCUCGCGGAGUUGUAUUCGCGGCAUCCUCGUGUAUCUUUGGCCAACGCCACAGUGGAUCUGUGGUAAUUCCUCAUCAGAUUUGAUUAUUCAUGCGGCCGGUGAGUUGCAUGCAUUCAUUUCUUUGCAUCUUGUUGUUAUGAAAUGGCUUAUUGUG
Laetiporus sulphureus 93-53 is the source of this 665-nucleotide messenger RNA. RefSeq lists its product as uncharacterized. Lineage: Eukaryota; Fungi; Basidiomycota; Agaricomycetes; Polyporales; Laetiporaceae. Bases 47 to 388 code for a protein of 113 amino acids. The record is from RefSeq and is a predicted model, not a curated record. The transcript is spliced from 3 exons.